CCUUUCUCCACAGGAAUCCCAAAGUGUCCACAGCCUGCCAUUUCUACAAACGAGUCAGUGUUAGUAAACGUAUCGUGUACGGCAUUUGCGCAGCUCUGCACGAAGAGGGAAUAGCCAAUUCGUGCGCAUUCUUCGGUAGGAAAAUAUCCCAGGGGAUGGGCUAGAUUCUCGGAAAAAUGCUCUCUUCGUUUAGCUGCUGUCCGUGUUGGGAUUCGGGAGUUGUCCGGCUGAGAACAAAAAUAAGCCACUGACUAUAAUUGAAGAACUCGUCUUGUUCGUCAAAACACGAGGGGACUGCUCUCUCCUGUAGAUAGAAAUGGUCAUGCAGGGCUCCGACGAAAGGACAUGGAAAUGAUCCACACGCUGCAAAGAGCCACCAGCCGACGACGUGUUGCAAUUAAUGAGAGAACUGACCUGUCAGUUCCGAGCGACUGAGUAAUUAAUUUAGCUCUUGAUGGUAUGUCAGGUCUGCCUGACACCCGGUAGAUAACCGAGGAGGCUCCAGGGCUUUGGUGUGUUGGAGUCCAUUCAUCUUUCAGUUGUAAUGACGUCUGCACGGUUAUUUGAAUUAUAUCGUUGAGACAUUUGAGAAUUCGUCCGCUUGAGCCAGAGCCCGUCUCUGGGGAAACGGGGCUGAGGCGGGCCGACAGUCGGAAGGAUAUGGGAAAGAGAGCGAAACCGAUGCAGUGGGUCUUGGCAAGGCAUCGUCAAAAUACAGGGCCGUGAUGCCUGGAAUGGUGAUGUUUCGGCGGCGCUGGUCAGUUGGCAGUGAUGACCUGGUGCUGCCUGCCCUCUUCCUUUUUAUAUUACACUGCAUCUGGUUAGUGGUUCUGUCUGUGGUUCUGUUUGGCCUCCCAUAUGGCUCAGACCAGUCAUGUUCUGUAACUCUGGUGGACCAUGGCCGAGGGUAUUUGGGCAUCUUGGUCAGCUGCCUCAUAUGUGAGAGCGCCAUCAUGUGGCUGAGCAUGAGGGGCAGCAUUUUGUACACGCAGCCCAGGGAAGCUGUACAGUACGUCAUCUAUAUACGUCUAGCUAUUCUGUUAGUUGAGCUAGUAUAUGCUGUAGUAGGAAUCGCCUGGCUUGUCCAGUAUUACCAGCCCUGUUCUGAUGUCACAGCCAAAAACUUGGCUUUAGGAAUCGUUGCAUGCAACUGGCUUGUGAUAUUCAGCGUAUGUAUUACCCUCAUGUGCACCUUUGAUCCUACGGGUCGGACUUUUGUCAAGCUGAAAGCAACCCGUCGGCGUCAGCGCAACCUCACUACGUACACUCUCAGACACAGAUUAGAAGAAGGCCAAGCCAGCAGCUGGAGCAGGAGGCUAAAGUUCUUCAUGUGCUGCACAAGAGCCCAGGAUACACAAUCAGAUGCAUAUUCAGAAGUGGCAAGCCUUUUCGCAGAGUUCUUCAGAGAUUUGGAUAUUGUUCCGAGUGAUAUUAUUGCUGGUCUGGUGCUUCUCCGCCAGAGACAGAGGUCUAAGAGAUCUUCUAUUCUGGAUCAGGCCAACAAUGACAUCUUAGCCUUCUUGUCAGGGAUGCCUGUCACUCGUAAUACUAGAUACUUGGACCUGAAGAAUUCGUCUGAGAUGAACAUGUACAAAGAUGUAUGUUAUUACAUGCUCUUUGCUCUGGCUGCAUAUGGUUGGCCCAUGUACCUGAUGAGGAAGCCCGCCUGUGGGCUGUGCCGCCUCGUGAGCUCCUGCCCCUGCACAUCCGUGUCCGGCUCUCGCUUGACUCAGUCUGUCACGGUGGAGGAGGAUAAUUGCUGUGGCUGCAAUGUCCUUGCCAUACGCAGACACUUCCUUGAUAGAGAUCUCAAGCAGGUUCACAUUGUCUACACAUCUUGCCAUGACGCUGUUUAUGAGACUCCCUUCUUUGUGGCGGUGGAUCAUGCAAAGAAGAAAGUUGUCAUCAGUAUCAGAGGGACCCUUUCACCAAAGGAUGCCUUGACUGAUCUGACAGGGGACUCUGAGCGUUUGCCUGUGGAGGAGCAGCAUGGGACCUGGCUUGGUCACAAGGGAAUGGUUUACUCAGCAGAAUACAUUAAGAAGAAACUGGAGCAGGAAAUGAUCUUGUCACAGGCUUUUGGAAGAGACCUGAGCAAGGGCACCAUGCACUAUGGGCUGGUGAUAGUUGGACAUUCGCUUGGUGCAGGCACUGCUGCUAUUCUGUCCUUCCUGCUGAGACCUCAGUACCCUACACUUCACUGCUACUCUUACUCUCCACCUGGUGGACUUCUCAGUGAGGAUGCCAUGGAGUACUCUAAAGAGUUUGUCACAUCCGUGGUGUUAGGAAAAGACCUGGUACCAAGGCUCGGCCUGUCACAAUUGGAGGGUUUCCGACGACACCUUCUGGAAGUCUUACAGAAAAGUAACAAGCCAAAGUGGAGAAUCAUUGCAGGAGGCACCAAGUGCAUCCCCAAAUCAGAGCUUCCAGUGGAGGACGAUGAUCCUCAAUCUCAGCCUGCGGCACCCCCCAGCAGUCGCCUGUGGCUACACCCCAGUGACCUCAGCAUUGCCCUGUCAGCCUCCACACCCCUUUACCCUCCGGGCAGGAUCAUCCAUGUUGUGCACAACCAUCCACCAGAGACAUACUGUGGCCAGGAAGAGCCGACCUACUCGGCUCUGUGGGGGGACAACAAGGCCUUCAAUGAGGUCAUCAUAUCACCUGCCAUGCUGAACGAGCACAUGCCCCACAUGGUGAUAGAGGGCCUAAACAAGGUGCUGGAGAACUAUAAUAAAGGGAAAACUGCUUUGCUAUCAGCAGCCAAGAUCAUGGUGAGCCCCACAGAAGUGGAUUUGAAUCCAGAGUCCAUAUUCAUGGAUGCAUCAACAUCCUCUCAGCAGCCAACGCCUACAACCCACCACCGCAGGAACAGUAGUGUUCGACAAAAACCAUUGUCACGUUCAUGUGCCCAGUCUGAAAUAUCUCUGGAUGGUUUCUCUGAGUGCCCUCCUCCCCCAGUGCCCGUAGUGCUGCGUGGAGCUCGGGAGCGUCUAGCAGUUGAGCUGAGGGAUCGCAAAGCACCACUGGCCAUCAUGGAGAGCCUCUCAGAUGCAGAGUCAAUCUACAGUCUGGAUUCCCGACGCUCUUCAGCUGCGUUAAGAGGCUCACCAAUGCUGGGUAGCCUACCAUUCCCUUUGGAUGCCCCAAUACCAGAGGAGAACCCAUCUCUUAGCUCUCGCACUGAACUAUUGGCUGCAGACUCACUCUGCCAAGCCACGCCAGAACAUCUGGGUGAGGUGGGACCCUUCUUUACCCCAAUGGAAUCCAGAUCCACCCCAGAUUAUCCCACAAGGCUGUCUCCAGCCACACCUCACUACAGUGGACAUCAUUCCCCAGCUCCUCUGAAGCAGAGUGUUUUGGCUCAGCCUUUCAAACCAGAGCCUAACGCCACGCCAACAUUGCUACCUGAUGGGGAACAGAUACCUGGGAUCUACAGCCCAGGGAGCACACCUACUGCUCCCCUAAGCCCACAAACUGGCUCUAGACCUAUGGAUAGAGGAAAGGAGGACUGGGAGAUGGAGACAGCAGAGAAACGGUUAGGUGCAGACACCACAACUUCUAACCUUCCACCCCAGCUAUCUAAUGGAAACCCCAGUCAGGCAGUUUUGGAGUUUGCCCAGUACUUGGACUCCCUAUUCAGACUGGACGGCAGCAGCUCCCCGCCUCUGGAGCUCUCUGAUGGGGAGUCAGAGUCAGGCCGGGGAUCUUUUGGGCAGGGUGAGUGUCUUGGAGAUGGACAACAAUUAGAUGACAAACAACUUCUAGCAAGAGCGACACUGGAGCCCAAUCUAGUCCCUAAGCCUCCACGCACUUUUGCUGGAUCUGCUGAUCCCUCUUCAGGGAUAUCUUUGUCCCCCUCCUUCCCUCUUUCAUCAUCCGAGGAGCUCAACGACCUUUCCCCUAGUGAAGGUGCCCCACCUGCCAUGCACUCCUUACGAACAUCUAGCCCUUGCCACUGUCCUGAAGAGAACACACUCUCAUCAAUGGUUUGAUGUGCUCUGAAGGUCCCAGUGCCCUUUGCUCUAAGCUGAAAGGUGCAGUAGUCCAAAUUUGAAAACAUAUCACAGUACACGCAUGUAAUGGAAUGCAGUCACUCAUCAGAGAUCCAAUGACAGAACUUGACAGACCAACUCACAAACCUUUAUUCAUUCUUCAGGUGUCCCCUUUGAACUCUGUUUAUAACAUUUUCACAAUGUUGCAACGUCAAAAAAAGAAAAAGAUACCUCUCUCUGCAUGCCAGGGGGCUUUGCUGCUUAUGGAUGUAUAUAAACAACUGUAGCUUCACAUCGUCAUUCCAAAACUCUGUUGUCUCACUCAUGCGGGGAAAUGUUCACGUUACAUCAAGUCCGCAACGUAGAAAAUCAAAGGGAAAAUAGUUAACCUAGCAGGGAUUCAGAAACUAACACUGUAGAAGAGGUUAGCAUAGGCACAUCAUUGGGUUAGAUGUACUUUACAACUUCCUGCAUCUUCAACAGCUUUGGAAACUUGUCCAGCUUUUAUUUAAAUAUUAUUAUGAUGAUUAUUCUUAUUGUUAUUUUUUACAUCAAGAAUGUGAAGAUGGACAAAUUUGUUAAUAAAGAGACUUGAGAAGACAUGAAGAAACGUUCCUCAGGACUACAAAGAAUUGACUUUGUGAAAGAGAGUAAGUGUGUUAUGUUGGUGAGAAUACAUGUGUCUUAAACAUUUAGUGAUUGUGACAAAACGUUAUUACAGAUGCCUAUGGAUGUUUUAAGUCUUUUGAUUACACUUUAUAAUGCAUGAAAACUUUAUUUUUUAUUGAUUUCUUCUUGAAGAGAACUUGUCACUAAGACACUUAGAUUGACAUUUGGUUACUCUUGCACAUUGCAUUUUGCUCAGUUUACCCCCUUUGCCAAAAAAAGGAAAGAAAAAAGAAUACAUUGUCUUGCCAAAUGUAUUUAUGAGAUGUAAUUUUGUAUAUGUAUAUGGAUAUUGCUUUAUUUAAACACAGGCUUAGGUUAUCUCCUUCCUUAGCAAUUCUGUCUGUUCCCAUGUAGACUGUUACACAGCAACACCAUGAAAUAGAUGUCAUCCUGACAUUAAAACACUGCCAUGGCUUUAAAUAAAAACAAAAACAAAACCUCUGCACGUUGGGUAUUAACAUAUAACAAACUUGCUAAUUACUGUACAUUUCUCUAGAGAGCUCUUAGCAAUGUGCCCAGGUCAGAAUGUGCAUGCCCUAUGCAUUUCAAAGUAGCAUGGCUGGUAUAAAACCACAGUAAAUAAGCUCUAAACAUGGCCAAAUAUUAUCAUCAUAUGAAAACUCAAACUUGUGAGAGGCUAUUCACAUGACCAGGUUGCCAGACAGGACCAAACUGCAUAUCCGAAAGGUGUCCCAGGAUGUUGUUUCUCUUGUUCUGAUGGUGCUCUCAAGUCAUUUUGACUGUCAGGGUGUUUGCUUCCCUUUAAUCUGGUUCAUCCUUGGAGUUGGACUCUGAAUGAAUGGGCUUGAACAUUAUGCCAAUUCUAAAUACUGUAUGUGGAACAAAAUCUUUCACAUCUUUCAGUCUGGUUGUAACAGGUUGCUCACAAUUUGCAUUAUUUAUUACAGUUAAUGUUGUUAUCACUUUUCUUGCCGUAUUUGAUAGUAUUAUCCUUAUUGCUUUUGCAACAGAUUGGUUUGAUGUCAGUGGUUUUUUAUCUCAGUUUUAGCACAGUGUGAGGAUCGUUUUAGACUUUUCCCAAAUGUAAGGAGUUAAUCUAGUUCGGCUUGUUUUCUGUCUGAGUGGUAUUUGACAUUCUGGUGACAACUUUUUUUUUUUUUUUUUUUUUGCCCCCCAUUUCUUCACAAAUGUGUCAAAGUGGUGAGACAUGCUGCAGAGUGACAGCCUUCUCACAGUGACCUUUGGCGCAGUGCCUCCAUCAAGCCUGGAGCCUGGAUCUACGCAGCCACUCUAACUGGAAUAACAUUUGCCGUGGUUACUCACAGCACAUAGGUCCAGCCUGUUUACAUUUCAACACCACUCAGAUCAUGCUGCCAGUCAUGUUAGAUACACUAGUGCUGGGCCUGUAGUUUCCUACAUGCAGUAGCUUUGCUUGCAGCUGGUCAUACACUAAACUCUGCUAAAAGAAAGCACCAAUUAUUUCCACCGUGAUGUGUACAGCACUGUCUUUAAUGUGUAAUUAUUUAUGCAGAUGUCUAUAAAAAAAGAUGAAUUCCAAUAGUCAUGUAGAGAACAACUAUAUAACAAUAAGACGACUGUAUUAAAGAUAUCAAUACUGAAGUAGAAAAAAGUUAUUUAUUCAAGCUAUUGGCAGAUUUAUAAAUUGGUCUAUAUUGAAAGGAAUAAUUCAACUAUGUCUUGUCCAUGUUUACCUGGUUUGCUUCCCUUCCUCCUGUCCCACAAUGAGAAUGUAUUUUAUCCCUGUCCCUCACUGCCCUGCCUGUAAUGGAAUAAACUACAAACUAUGAGAGAAAA
Messenger RNA from Melanotaenia boesemani (Boeseman's rainbowfish), 6437 nucleotides. It is a transcript of the gene dagla, whose product is annotated as diacylglycerol lipase, alpha. Gene Ontology annotation, cellular component: dendrite membrane; postsynaptic membrane. The record is from RefSeq and is a predicted model, not a curated record. Gene Ontology annotation, biological process: lipid metabolic process. Bases 726 to 3992 code for a protein of 1088 amino acids. The transcript has 21 exons. Lineage: Eukaryota; Metazoa; Chordata; Actinopteri; Atheriniformes; Melanotaeniidae.